AUGAUUAAUUCUGAAGUGCGCAGCAGCAUAAAACACGCUCUCACGGGGUACAGGGAGGGAGACAGGCCUAUUCUGGAGGAGCUGGGGGUAGAUUUCAGCGCCAUAAAAAGAGACUCUCUCCGGAUAUUCCUUGUAAACAGCCACUUUGCGAAGGAGACAGACGACAUGGUAGGACCGAUUCUCUUCCUGGCGCUGUACGGGGCUCUGCUCGUUCUCCGGGGAAGAGUUCACAUCGGGCAUCUCUACUACCUCUCAGCACUCAGCUGCAUAUUCGUGUACGGUGUAACUGUGCUGAUGAAUAGUACUCCUGUGAGUGCGCUGGGAGUAGUGAAUGCGCUCGGGUACUCCCUCAUUCCCGUGCUUAUUUUCACGGUGGGAACGCACGUAAUGCCCUCCUGCAAAACCCUCCGGAUCCUGAUCGGGUGCGGAUUUUCCCUCUGGGCUACGGCCGUAGCAGCAGUUGAAAUCACGCGGAGAUUCCGCAUCGAGGAGAAGGGGAUCCUCAUAGGGUACCCGAUAUUCCUUGUGUUUACGUGCCUUGUAAUUUUGUCCGUUGUAUAG
Messenger RNA from Nematocida major, 561 nucleotides. RefSeq names its product protein YIPF5/7. Gene Ontology annotation, biological process: vesicle fusion with Golgi apparatus; endoplasmic reticulum to Golgi vesicle-mediated transport. The record is from RefSeq and is a predicted model, not a curated record. NCBI's taxonomy places the organism in Eukaryota, Fungi, Microsporidia. Bases 1 to 561 code for a protein of 186 amino acids. Gene Ontology annotation, cellular component: trans-Golgi network. The transcript has a single exon.